Messenger RNA from Mesorhabditis belari, 2076 nucleotides. Lineage: Eukaryota; Metazoa; Nematoda; Chromadorea; Rhabditida; Rhabditidae. The record is from the annotation of a GenBank genome assembly.
AUGGCAAUAAACCGAAUAGCUUUCUUCACCGGGAUUCUCACCAUUUGUGUGACCGGUCAACAACUUUUCGAUGCUUUCCCAAAGCCCCCGAAAAACUUCUGGGCAAGAAAUGGGCUUGAGAUAAAUGAUCAGAUACCGCAAAGCAUUCGCAGCUUCGAGAUGAAAGAUUGGCUUUUCCGAGUGAUCAAGCGAAUUGGUGCCACGAAUUGGGCAAACGCGGCCUGCAUGGAAGAUAUGGCCGAUCUCGAGGAAUCGUAUGCGAGAAUUCUGGAGGCGUUCGUUGAAAAGAAUGUGACGAUGAACGAUUUCGAUAAACAAGUCACACUAAGUGUGAUCGACUCAAAUGGUGUUUACAGUGGAGGGUUUUUGCGUGGGCGAAAAGUCUAUCAAGGACGAUUCGAUGAGUGCCGUCAGAUCGAGUACCGAGAUCCGUCUCGAUCGCAUACCUGGGAGGGUGAUAUUUUUAGAUUCUAUUUUGGUAAAGAAGAUGGUGAUAUCUGUGCGACAGGGACAAUUGUUGCUGCUUUCGAUCAAUGUCUUCCAAAAUCAUGCAAAGUGCCUGAAUUGAGAAAACUUCACGAAAAUGAGAUGUUAUGGUAUCGUCUUUUCAUGGCAUUUUCUCUGUCAACCAAUGUGAAAGGGAUCAUGAAUGUGAAAGGAGCGAGUAAGUCUGGUCAAAUCGGUCCCCUUCAUUGUAUGCGUUUCUUGUCGAUGGUUUGGAUUAUCAUGGGGCACACAAACGAGAAUCUCAUCAGUUUUGCUUCAAACGUUUUGGAUAUUGUCGACGAUGCAAAAGCGGCUCCAUUCUACGUUUUGUCGAAUUCUUUCUUUUCCGUCGACACAUUCUUCUUCAUUGGCGGCGUUCUGCUGUCAUAUAUUUGGUUUAAAGAGUUCAAGAAAGAUCGCAAUUCGGUGAUGUCCAGCAAGGGAUGGAUGAUGUUUUAUGUGCACAGAAUUUUACGCCUCUCACCUCCCUACUAUUUCGCCUUUUUCUUUUGGGGUUACGUUUUCUUACCAAACUUGCCCGAUGCACCAAAUCGACUCUUUUUCGGUGGAAGCGAAGAGGAUUCAUGCCGAGAAUUCUGGUGGCCUGCAAUGCUCUAUAUUCAGAAUCUAGUUCACUCUCACCAUCAGUGUUACGGUGUUUCGUGGUAUUUGGCGGCUGAUAUGCAAAUGUACGUCUUCUCACCAAUUCUUCUCGUUGCUCUGGCGAUGAAUGUGUACCUUGGCCUCGGUGUCGCGGGAGCGAUUCUCUUCUUGUCAACCGGCGGCAACAUUGCCACAAUCUAUCGAUACCGUUAUCCAGCAACUGUUGACAUUUUUGAUGCACCCGAUCCAAAAAUGAAGGAAUCCGACUAUGACAACUACAUGUUCUUGAUGUACACGGCCGCAUGGAUUCGUUGUCAGAUCUACGUGAUGGGCAUUCUCGUCGGAUAUUUUCUUCAAAUGAAGAAAACGCUCAAAAUCAAUAAGUAUCUCAACUUGGGUCUUCUCAUUUUCUCGAUGGCUUUCAUGCUGUUCGAUGUGAUGAUUCUUCAUGUGUCACCCCAUGACAAAGUGAUGCCAAUCUUUUGGCGUGCAAUCUAUUCGGCUUUCUCGAAGCCUUUAUGGGGUCUCUGCCUUACAUGGAUCGUCGUCUCAUGCUAUUAUGGAUAUGGAGGCAUAGUCAACUCUUUCAUGUCGUGGCCUGGAUGGACUCCAUUGGGUCGUCUAACCUAUUCCGCUUAUCUCAUCCAUCUAAUCGUUGUCUAUUACUUGCUCACCAUUCAUCCAUCCGAAAUCAUUUGGGGAGCCUACGCGGACAUUUUUUCGAGCUUCGUGAUUCCAUCUAUUGUGAUCACUUAUGUUCUAGCCAUAUUCUGGAGUUCUUGUUUCGAAGUGGCUAUGGGAAAGGUCGAAGUGAUCCUUGUUGGUGGUCGUCAAAGAGCACGAUCGGUGGUUGAGAAGAAAGAUGAAAUCAAAGGGAAUGGUGUUCCUGAAAAGGCACAUCAAAUAGAAAAUGGGCACACUAAUGGCUAUAUGGUGACACCGAUGAAAGUCACUCCGAUUUCAUCGUCAAAAGAUGAAGCAUGGUCA